UCCAAUAGCAGCGCGAGCUUAACACUGGUUGCUCAGGCCCAGUCAAAACAAUGCAAGCUUAGCUUUACUUAACGAUUAUUAUUAACCGCGUUUAACUUUGUCCUACAGUGAAUUCACCGCCUGGUUUUUUUUGCUUCGGUAACGGGCAGUCUCGUCGUUUCAACCGGUUAUCGUGUCCGAAGUUGUCCGUGCGUCGGGGGCUUCUUCUACCGUGUGUUUUUGUCUUCGUUGACGGUUGGAAAUGUAAACGGCUAGCAGGCGUUUGAGAUCGGCUGAAAACACACAACAAACGGUGAAAAUAAGAGAAAGGAGAGGUCGGAAAAAGAAGUGGGCGUCGAAGGUGAAGAGAAAAGGCGGAUUAAAAAACAACCUCCUGGUCGGUCGACUGGUAGCAUGGUGGAGUAAAGGCGGCGUCUACCGGGCUGCUCGGAACCUCUCAGCGGGGUUAGGAUCACCAUGGCUCCGGGCUCUCUGGUGGCGGCCUGCCGCAGCCUGGCCCUCUCUACGUGGCUGCUAUCCUUCUGCUUCGUCCACCUGCUGUGUUUGGACUUCACCGUGGCCGAGCGCGAGGAGUGGUACACGGCUUUCGUCAACAUCACCUACGUGGACCCGGCCACGUCGGAGCUCCGCACCGAGAAGACGGAGUGCGGGCGCUACGGGGAGCACUCGCCGAAGCGGGACGCUCGAGGAGUUGUGGUCCUGCCCGCGGCGUUGCACGACCGCCAGGCCUGCGACCCCAACACUAGGUUCGCGGUGCCCGUACAGGCCGGGGCCUGGGUGGCGCUGAUAGCCCGGGGUAACUGCACCUACAAGGACAAGAUCCGCCACGCUGCAGCCCACAACGCCUCGGCGGUGGUCAUCUUUAACGUGGGGUCCGGUAACGUUAACGACACCAUCACGAUGCCUCAUCCAGGUACCGGCGAGGUGGUCGCCAUCAUGAUCCCCGAGCCGAAGGGCCGCGAGGUGGCGUCGCUGCUGGAGCGCAACGUGACGGUCACCAUGACGAUCACCAUCGGCACGCGCAACCUGCAGAAGUACGUGAGCCGGACGUCCGUGGUGUUCGUGUCCAUCUCCUUCAUCGUGCUGAUGAUCAUCUCGCUGGCCUGGCUCGUCUUCUACUACAUCCAGAGGUUCAGAUACGCCAACGCACGGGACAGGAACCAGCGUCGACUUGGCGACGCGGCGAAGAAAGCCAUCAGUAAGCUGCAAGUUCGCACCAUCAGGAAGGGCGACCAGGAGACGGAGUCCGACUUCGACAACUGUGCCGUCUGCAUCGAGGGCUACAAGGCCAACGACGUGGUCCGCAUCCUGCCCUGCAGCUCGAGGCUCAAGUCUCAAGUGAUCGGUGGUUUGAACACCGCAUGCACACGAAUGAACAUCCUCAAAGCCCUCGGCAUCGCCCUGAACGCAGACUGCCUGGACGACCUGCCGCUGGACUACGACCUGGCGCUGGGUGGGGGGGGUGUGGGGGGGGUCGGGGCGCUGGCCCUGGAGGCCGUGGUUUCCGGGGCGUCCAGCGACGGCGUGCUCAGCGACGUUGACUCGGCGGUGGUGCUGGACCCUGGGGUGCGGCGGGUGGGACUCCCUCAGGACUACCAGGACCCCGACACGCUGAGAGACAGCCCUCUGACGGCCACCACGGACACACACACAGGCGAGCUGCAGCCAAUGGCGAGCAGCGCCUCGGUUGCGUCCCUGGUCAUCACCGUGGAAACGGGUCUCUCAGACGAGGAGGGGUCCACAGAGCGGUCUCAUCUCGGGGACAAGUCCUGAGAGGAGGCACACACCAGAACCAAAACCAGGCUGCACUAAGACUAAGAGCGCGAC
This is a messenger RNA of Perca fluviatilis (European perch), 1827 nucleotides long. RefSeq names its product RING finger protein 150-like. Lineage: Eukaryota; Metazoa; Chordata; Actinopteri; Perciformes; Percidae. The transcript is spliced from 7 exons. The coding region runs from base 457 to 1773 and encodes 438 amino acids. The record is from RefSeq and is a predicted model, not a curated record.